Molecule: messenger RNA, 6501 nt
Organism: Cryptomeria japonica (Japanese cedar)
Lineage: Eukaryota; Viridiplantae; Streptophyta; Pinopsida; Cupressales; Cupressaceae
Product: glutamine synthetase cytosolic isozyme 1-3-like
Exons: 6
Coding region: 1-2769 (922 amino acids)
Cellular component (GO): cytoplasm
Molecular function (GO): glutamine synthetase activity; protein binding
Source: RefSeq, a predicted model, not a curated record
AUGGCGUCGAUGACGAAGUUAUUUUUGUUGGGUGUUAUUCCCCUCUUUCUUCUCCGCUUCUGCUGCGGAUGUAUCCACAGCGAGAGGGAAGCACUUCUUCACAUUAAAAAUAAAUCUCAUCCCUCUUAUUUUUAUUCGUGGGAGAAUGGAACAGAUUGUUGCGACUGGAACGGCAUAUCCUGCAGUAACACCACGCAUCAUGUAGUCAGUGUUGUUCUGAUGGGGUUUCUAAAUCCGAACCUGCGUUUGGUGGAAGGAGGCAUCAUAUGGCCGAGCUUGUGCACCCUCACUUCUCUUGAAACCAUAGACCUCUCUUGGAUUGGAAUAUCAGGUACUCUUCCUCCCUGCUUGGGAAACCUCUCUUCUCUCACAUACCUGUAUUUAAGUGGUAAUAGUUUGAGUGGGAAAAUUCCAAGCAUGUCUUCUCUCACACACCUGGAUUUAAGAGAUAAUAGUUUGAGUGGGAAAAUUCCAAGCAUGUCUUCUCUCAUACAGCUGGAUUUAAGUGAUAAUAGUUUGAGUGGGAAAAUUCCAAGCAUGUCUUCUCUCACACACCUGGAUUUAAGCUAUAAUAGAUUCAGUGGAAACAUUCCAGUGUCCUUGGCAAACAUGUCUUCUCUCACAUACCUGGGUUUAAGCUAUAAUAGAUUCAGUGGAAACAUUCCAGUGUCCUUUGCAAACAUGUCUUCUCUCACAUACCUGGGUUUAAGCGGUAAUAUGUUGAGUGGGAACAUUCCAUUGUCCUUUGCAAACAUGUCUUCUCUUGACGUCCUUACGUUAAAUAAAAACAGUUUCGGAGGUGAAACUGUCCUUAGUACUAUUUGUAUGCUCAAGAGCCUUGGUGAAGUUGGUAUUAGUAACAAUCACUUGAGUGGUAUUAUCCCAGAUUCUUUAGGCAACAUUUCCUCGCUCCGUUGGUUUGAUGUUUCUUAUAAUGCUUUAAGUGGUUCUGUCCCAGAUUCCUUGGGGUCUAUGUUUUCACUAGGAUACUUGGAUCUGUCUUACAACCAGCUAAAUGGAACUCUUCCCUCCUCAUUUUCAAGGCUCUCCUCCCUUUGGUACUUGGAUGCUAAAGGGAAUGCAUUUGCUUCCUCAACGCUGCCCUCUUCACUUGAAUAUCUCUAUCUCACAUUAAACGGCCAUCAGAUAAUUUCAGAGGCUUUUUUUCACAACCUUAGCAAAUUAGAGGGCCUGUCUCUGUCUGAUUGUGAACUUAAUAUCAGCCCUACUUGGAUUCCAUCAUUCCAAUUAUCCACCUUACAUAUGAAAUCAUGUAAGACGGAUGGUCAAAUCCAGUCGUGGAUUUCGACUCAAUUCUCACUUGAAGAGUUGCAACUAGCUGACAACAAUCUUGUUGGAGAAAUUCCCUCUUGGCUCAUGGAUAUGAGUCAUCUACGGUCAAUCAAUCUCACAGGAAAUUUUCUGGAAGGUCGCCUUUUGCUAAACACUUCAGCUCAGAAAUACUUGGAGGUCUUCGAUGUGUCUCACAAUGCAUUAAGCGGACAACUACCAUCAAUUUGGCUUCCUCGUAUACAAAUAUUGUUACUCAACCACAAUUUCUUGACGGGAAAGAUCCCUCCAACCUUACAGUUUAGCUCUUCGCUAUUUAUGUUAGAUUUGGCAAAUAAUCAGUUGAAUGGAAUGAUCCCUCAAAGCUUGGCCAACUGUUCUCAGCUUCAAAUGUUGAAUUUGGGGGAUAAUGAUUUUGGGGGAAUGAUUCCAUAUGAGUUUGGUGGGCUAAGUAAACUGCAGUCACUAGUGAUAAAGAAUAACCAGUUCAACGGAUCAUUCCCUCCUUCCAUAUCAAACUGCACAGAAUUAUAUUUUCUAGAUGUUGGGCAAAACUUACUGAGAGGACACAUUUUUAAGUCAAUUGGAAACCUUUCGAAGCUCAAAGUCUUGGCAAUGAGGAAGAAUAGUUUUGAAGGUAGCAUUCCUGCUGAAAUUGGGCAGUUGAAGCACCUCCAGAUCUUGGACCUUUCUUCAAAUCACCUAUCAGGAUCUAUACCACGUAGCAUUUUCAAUUUACAAGCAAUGAUGACAGAACCACACCAGGAAUUUAGCAUGGUUCAGUUUCGACUUGACAUACCAGCUGCCCGAGCACCACCGUCAUCUUACACAUAUGAGAAUGGGUUGAAUAUGGAUUCCAAGGGAAGAGAUGAACACUACACAUAUAUUUUCCCCAACAUGGUGUCAAUAGAACUUUCAAACAAUCAACUAAAUGGGGAUCUUCCCUCUGAUUUAGGAAAGUUGAAGGGGUUGAACUUGCUCAACCUUUCUAUGAAUAAUCUCAAUGGUGUUGUUCCAAAUAGUAUUGUAGAAAUGAUAUGGUUGGAAACAUUAGAUUUAUCUACAAAUAAUUUUUCUGGACCAAUUCCUUCAGAUCUUGGUUCUUUGAGCUAUUUGGGAGCCCUCAACUUUUCCAACAACAACCUUUCUGGCAAUAUACCUCAAGGAGGACACAUGACAACAUUUAAGAAAUCAUCUUAUUUAGAGAAUCCAUAUCUAUGGGGAUGUCCACUACCAAAGAAGUGCAAUUGGCCAGAGUUUGCUCCAGCUCCUCCUCCUGUUUCUACAUCUAUUAACGAAGAAAAGCAAAGUGAGGAAAGUGUGUGGUAUGGGAUUGGAUUGGGACUGUCAUAUGGAGCAGGUUUUGCAGCAGUGGUUGUAUUUAUUGUAUUAAGAAGAAAGUGGCAACAAAAAUACUUCAAAGGAGUUGAUUUGGUCUUGAAAUUUUUUUUUCCACGGUUCCGCAAUUUGACAUUAUGAAAUUCUAUUUCUUUUGUUGAGAUCUUGGAAUUAUUGUAAGCAAUCUCCACAUACAUUAAUAAUGUUCUAUUUCUUAUUUGGUAUUUUCAAUAGAAUUUAAUUUUGGUGUCCGUAAAAACUACCAUUUUCACUUCAAAUUAUUGAUAGAUCUUAUAUUUUUCAUUUGAAUUAUGUUUAUCUAGGAUUGUAUUAAACAUUUUUUUUUUAUGCAUACCUUUAAACAGAAUAUAAUUCAAUAAAUGUAAUGGUGGCAUUGGCAUCAUUUCCUUUUGUCCACAAGUAAUUGUCAUCUAAAUUUAUUUUUUAAGCUUGCUAUUAUCAAAUUUUAAAGCAAUCAAUGAAAAUAUUGUUGACGAAUUGCCUUUGACGUUUUUGGGUAUAGACAAAAAGCUCUAAUGUCAAAUGCAGUUUGAAAGUUUUUAUUUUUCCAUGCAACUAAUAACUAUUCCAAAUCAUUAUUGUUGAUUAUUUUACUCUUUUUUAUCAAAUGUUUAAAACAUACAUUAUCUAUGUUGAGCAUUUAGAUCAAAAGAGUAACUUAUCUUAUAGUAUUUAUGUUAGAUUUGUGUUUGCAAAGGAUAUCCAAAUGAUCAUACCAAUAUUUCAUAACAAUCUAAUUAAGAAAAUUAACUUGUCACUCAAUUUGCUUCAUUCAACAAGUAUAAAUACAUUGCUUAUAGUUUUAAUUUUAAUUUUGAAUAAUAAAAGAAGAUUAUUACCAUAACCUUAUUAUUAAUAAAGAAAUUCCCUCGUCAAAUUUUGGUCUGAAUAUUUUUUUGCUGUCAAUAAAUUACUUUUGUCCCAUUUUAAUGGGUUAAUAGAAGUUGAAGAGACUGUUGCAACUGAAUCCUUUCUGGAUGGUUUCUUCUUCCUAUCUUUACUGAUACAUCUAUUCUAUGGGUUUUUGGCCUAUAGAUGAGAAAGAGGCUCAAUUUUUUAAUCUUUUAUUGGAUGAAAAGGUGUACUUGCACUCUAAGCUCUCUAGAAUGCACUCCAAAUUUAUUGCCAUGAAAUUACAGCUGAUAAGUCCAAAAGUUUGAUUUCCUUCAAUGAACAACUUUAAUGGUGCAUCAAUGAUCUCAACCAUUAGACGGUGGCAGUCGAGUCCGCAGCGUGGGAAUGAAGGUGUGUCAAGAGGAGCAUUUCAGUCGAUUUGAUUGCCUGAAUGAAUUAUGGGAGCUUGAUGAAUGUUAAUGACAUUAUUUUGUGCAAAAGUUUGACAGAUCUGCUUAAGUCACAAAUAACAUAGUGGGUGAACUUAUAUAAGCAAAUCACUCAGAAACACUUUCUACAUGGAUCGUCGCCAAAGUAUUCCACAAGUGGGCGAUUGCUGUAUACAAUGUCUGUCACAAGUUUUCCAUCUUUUAUCAUUUAGACUUGGGGUUAGAAGGGUGGAAGAAUUAUAUUGCUAGGUCCUGGCCGUUCUUACCCCUGUUUGUUGGUUUCCUUGUUUCGACUGGAUAAUGUUUGAUGCAGGACAUAAUCUACAGCAAAGGCAAAGAAAACAUCCCUUCUAAAUUAUGUUGAGGCUUGCAUUAUGUCUGAUGCUUAUUUAAGGGGCACCCAUGUCACAACUGAGUUUGAGGCCUUGAAUGGGAUAAAAAUGUUCUUUCUAGAUUAAGUCAGGGCUUCUAUGAGGCCUGCAAGAGGAAAUCUACAGUAACGUGGCUAAUCUAGGAAGGGUGGCAGGAUAAAUGAUGCAAGACGAAAACAACUCCAGGUCGCCUUCAAUCUUCAACACUCAAAAUAAUUAACAAACGCAAUAGCAGAGACACUUUGCUUUCUUCAAUUGAAAUGUAGUCUUGAAAAGAUGCCCGUCCUCUGUUCACAGACCGUGAGGAUGCUGAAGGUUGAGCAAUUUGGCUUUACGCCUGCCACAUUGAUUCGCUUGGAAGUAUCUAAAGCCUUUUCGACAUUGAGGCAUUCUGUCAAACAGUUCAGGUGCCUUUCUCUGCUUCCCAAUUUUGCAUACAUAACUACCACAUCAUCUGACAAAAUUUUUUAAAGAUGGAUGCCUAUGCCCUGUUCCAAAGCUCCCUUUCACAAAUUGUAAGAGUACUGGCAAAGGCUGUGGGCAUUGGCUUAACACCUGCCAAUUGCAUAAAUACUUUAAACUUUUGCAAGGUAUCUAUAUAGUAUAUAUCCAUUUUGAUGUAUAUUCUGCAAUCACUGCGUUGAUAUCUCUCUGUAAACAGUUAAGUGCGUUGCCUAUAAUUUCACAUUGUGCAUACAUAUAUACAGAGCAAGGUUCCUUAACAUACUCAGGACCAAGUUCAUAUUUUAAACUUUCCCUUUCACCCUCUUCUGAUAAGCCAAACGAAACUGAAGAAAAUAAACCAAACAAAUGUUUUUGGGCGAUGCAGAUCGCCACUAGACCCGGAUGCUCCUGCAUCAAUAAAUGAGGAGAAUUUCUGAGAAUACAGCUUAUGUUUGAUAUUAGGAAAAUGAAGCAAGGAUGGCUGAAUAAACUGUGAAGGGAAUCAAUGUGAGAAGAUAUUUUUGUUCAGUGCGCAGAAACACAUGCAUGACCUUAUCUGGGCCUGUUUCUGAUCCAAAAGAUCUCCCAAAGUGGAAUCAUGAUCGAUCUAGUACUGGAGAGGCACUUGAAAAGGACAGUGAAGUCAUUCUACAUCCUCAGGCUGUCUUCAGAGAUCCAUUCCAUAGGGCAAAGAACAUCUUGGUAAGUUGCUAUGCCAUUAAAACAUAGUGAAUUUGGAUGGUCUGCGUCACUUUGUGCACCAUUGAUUGAUGGGGUUGUUUGUGGGUUUCGGGGGAUUUUCGAUAGAUACAAAUUUAGAUGCAAACAGUCUAGAGCGGCUAAGGCCUUAAAAAUGGAUAUUCAAACUGAAUGCCCCCGAAUAUGAACCAUUAAAGUCAACAUAAGAAGCUUUUUAUUGUGUAAUCUAAUUAUGCUCGCUAUUCCUCUGUGAAGAAAGCUCAAAAAUUAGAGCCAGAGCCCUGCUACUCAUGAGCAAGAGAUACACGAAUAUAAUCAAAAUCACAGUAAAAGGGAAAGGUACAUGAAUAGUUGCUGAGUAUUUGGAAAUUAGUUAUAGUAUUUAAAUAUUGCAUUUAUGCCAUCAUCUUUAUCACAAGGAUUGUAAUUAGGUUUUUAAUAUUUCGAAAGAGAGAUUUUUUUUGAUUUUUUGAUUUUUUUUUAGUGUUUUGCUAAUCAUAAUUUCUCAUUUUGUUUUGAAGUCGUGAUAUGUGUUCUAAUGUGUUUAUGCAGAAUCAAGAACAAACAAAUAAAAGUGCAGUUGAAGUUGCUUACCUCCAUGUACUUCUGAAUCAUUGAGGCCUUCUGACAUCCACCUCCAUUAGAGAUUGGUCUUUGUCUCAUGGAAAUCAUUGAGGAGGCAGCCAAUCUGUUCAUGGCAAUUAGGAUGCUUAGUUCUUACUCUUAAGCCUCUCCACAUCAUGUGAGAAGAGGUUGUGUUUAAGGAGAAUGGUCUUAGUCUACCAAUAACCAUUGUGCUUUUCACCUGGUCUUUGUUGGUGAGACUGCUAUCUGGUCGGAUUUCAGCAAGUUCUCUUGGUUGAUUCUUGAUAUUUCUUUGUUUGAGUUGUUGCUAUUCAAAUAAAUAAGAUAGUAAUAGUGGUUGAGAUCCUCACAAGAAUAUAUCAGACUCCAAUAAUUGGAUGUCCAAGAUCUACCUUUUCCUUCCUUCACUCUUGCUCUCACUGUAUAGCAGCUUCUUGUAAUUGUGAUAUUGUAACCCAUUUGAAUUUUUA